CCCCGAGCAUCGGAACACCAUGGCAGACACUGCGCCGCCAGCUAAGCAUAACCGCUUUGACGACGAGGCCAAGAAUUGGGAUGUUUGUGCCUCCAAUCCGACAACAGUGCAAUCCUCCCGCCUCUUCUUCGAGGCUAUCCAGUCGCGCUUCCCCUCCCUCGCCCAGGGUCAAGAGAAGAGCAAGCGGGCACUCGAGAUAGGAUGUGGUACAGGGCUACUGAGCAUGCAUCUUGCUCCUCUGCUGGGAGAGUAUGUGGCCUUUGACCCUUCGCAGGGGAUGAUCGACGUUCUCAAGACGAAGAUCAAGGACAUGCCGCAGGUCAAGCCCGUCGCUGAGUUGCUCGAGGAUCCGGAAACGCCGCAUCUGAGUGGGAAGCCUGUGGACUACGCCUUUUCGCAUCUGACGUUGCAUCAUAUUCCGGACAUGUUUGCCUCAAUCCAAUGCCUAGCUGCUACCCUAGCCCCGGGCGGGCACAUCGUCUUGUCCGACUUCGAGGCCAGCUCGACGAGCGAGGACUUUCACCCGAAGCACAAGCAUCACGAUGUGGAGCGACACGGCGUCGUAGGUUCAGAGAUCGAGGGCAUGCUGCAGAAGGCUGGUUUCAAGAACGUGAAGGUGGAGCACAGCUUCGACCUGCCUAAGAAGAAGGAGGAUGGGAGUGAGGGGAAUUUCCCAUUCUUGAUUGCUACGGGAACAAAGUAGAGAG
Molecule: messenger RNA, 707 nt
Organism: Jaminaea rosea
Lineage: Eukaryota; Fungi; Basidiomycota; Exobasidiomycetes; Microstromatales
Product: S-adenosyl-L-methionine-dependent methyltransferase
Exons: 4
Coding region: 20-703 (227 amino acids)
Source: RefSeq, a predicted model, not a curated record